This is a messenger RNA of Haemonchus placei, 2613 nucleotides long. Lineage: Eukaryota; Metazoa; Nematoda; Chromadorea; Rhabditida; Trichostrongylidae. The record is from the annotation of a GenBank genome assembly.
AUGGGCCGCAGAAAAAUCAGCAAACGGCCGUACACUCCCGAUCAAACCGCAGAGGGAAAUGUGGAUAGCGAUGUUGAUGAAAUCAUCGAUGUUGAAACCAUCCAGUCGUCACAGAUUCUAUCCUCUCAUUUCGUUGGUCCAAAAUCUUCAGUACUUUCGAACUCUCAAGGAAGAUCCGAGAGUAUCUCCUCUCUUUCUUCCGCUGCAGUAAGGAAUCCGAAAGAUCAGAAGGAGACGGAAUUUUGGGAAAAUAGCGCUCCGGUACCAUCAAAACGUGCUCCAGUACUUGCAGAUGAAGGUAUUGGAACGCUUGUUGUCACCAAGUUACCACUUGAGGAAAUGUCGAUGUCCACAAAGACGCUUCGUGCGAUUCAAGAGGAUCAUAGUUUAUCUAAGUCUCGAUCUCCAGAGGGUAACGAAGAGCCUUCAUCACGACUAAUGAAGAUAGAGGAAUCAUCUUCAAUAACUAAAGAACUGAAGCCUGCUUCGUUAGCCACUAAUACCGAGCCGUCAACCUCACAUGGGGUCCAGAAGGCGCCUGCAGCGAGCAAGAAAUUUCCCCCAGAUACACUUGCGUGUGCUCAUCAACAUUGUCAGGCCACCUUCAGCCAUGUAGACGACUUGAUCUCCCAUUUGGUCAAUUUUCACUGCCAGCAUCAAUUCAGGCAACGAAAGUUAACGUUCGUCUCCCCCGAGAAAUAUGAACUGUGGAAAGCUUCACACCAAAAAGCUUUCGACACGACUAUGGUGAUGCACGGUGAUCGCGAGGAAAACGACGAAAUCAUUCGGAUACAUUAUUAUUGUGCUUACUGUAAUGAUUGGCGACAGCAGUUCGGAGAGACUCGACCCAGCAACGAUUUGAAUGAGAAGGCUGGAACUGGAGGACCGUCUUAUUUCAACGAUGGGAGAUGUGUAAAGGCCAUGGUCGGAUGUCCGUCUUACUUUGUAGUAUCCGUCUGUAAAGAGAAUAACUAUGUCUCUGUGGUUGGUUGCUUUGCUCAUCUCGGCCACGAGAAGAAGGUGUUACCAGCAGCUCGAGAACGGGUCUCACCAAAUCAAGCACCUAGUUCGAGGACGGCUCCGGCUCAAUGUAAAUAUUGUAAUAAAUGGUUUCCUUCACAAGUGAGCAUGAAUCGCCAUGUGAGAGAGGAACACACGGACCCUAAUUAUCCUAAAGGUACAACCAUAGAAUGCGGUGAUCCUCAUUGUGACGUAGUCUGCGAUCGCAUGUCAACCUUGUGCGAGCACGUUGCUCAAGAGCAUGGUCGUGGUGAUUUGGUCAUUGAGGAAUUCAAGUUUCCGAGCCAGGAGAGAUUCAAGGAGUGGAAAGAUCAAGUUGAGGCGGAAACGAUGUCUAAAUAUGUUUUGUCAUCAAGUCGCACACGUCUCAGCGGAGUGGUUCAGUUGUACUAUUUGUGCCAUUUGAGUGGUUACGCAAAUCGAUCACGUCACUCCGCUGUACAAGUAAGUCGCAUGCGAACGACUAAGAAGCUGGGCCGUUACUGCACAGCCUUCAUGAAUGUUAAAGAGUUGUCUGAUGGAAGUGUUGUAGUGCACUGCUGCCUUGGACAUUUCGGUCACAAUUUUGAUGUAAGUAGACUACCUCUUCCGAACACCGUAAAGGAAGAAAUAUCCGAAUUGCUGCUAAAGGGCAUAGACUCUCAAACGGUUCACGAUAUGGUACGAAAGAAAUAUACGUCAUCUGAUAGAGGUUAUUAUCUGAAGCGCUAUGAAGUUCGAAACAUCGCCGAUAAACUCCGGAAACAAGGUUUAAUCUUACCCAAAGAGAGAGAAACGGUAGCUUCUCCUCUAUCGACGUUGCACUCUGAAGAGACUUCUGGGAAGACGAUUCAGCAGGACAAGCAACCUCAGCAGAGUGUCAGAUUCCAAUCGGUUCGUUCCUUGUCAGAUAGCCACGUGCCAAGAAGUGAGGCUACGUCGAAUUCUGUUAUUGCUGGUAUACGCGAUGUGUCACCACCGAUCAUAGGACCAUGUCCAUACAUAGAAUACAGGGGAGAUGAAUACGAAGAAAUAGAUGUGAUAGUCGAAGACGACGUAGACUCUCUAACCUACUUUGUGGAUGACGUACAUGGUUCAGAGAAUAUGCUGAAAGUGGUCCACCCAGUCCGAGACGAAUCGUCGCUUCCAACUAAGAUAGUGCCAUUGCUGAUGGAGCCACAACCAACAGGCAAUGCUGGUUUUGAUGAAACUAUGACUAACUUGAAUAGGAGGAUAAACGCUCUCCACGCUCAAAUAAAACAGACUGUAGAUCUGAACAAAAAGAAGCUCUUAAUGGCACAAGUCCGAACUUUGCAAGGGCAACUUGUAAGAGGCGUACCACAAACGACUGCGUUUAUGCAAGCAGUUGAACCCGAGUUCGAUGGGGAGGAGGAAGGAGAGGAGGAGCGAUUAGAAGCGAUUGAGCACGACGAUACGGUAUGCCUUGAGGUGGAGGUGGAAAGCUCAGAAGCGCCGUACAGAGAGGUGCAAACGCAAAAUGUUGAAGAGCAGUAUGAGGAGGAUCUGUCAGAAGUGACAUUCGAAGGGGAUCCAUAUGAGGAAGUUGUGUCAGGGGGUUAUGAGCAUUCAGCCGGAAUAUCAUACCAUUCAUAA